AUGAGCAGCGGCGGCAGCAUGGAUCACCAUGACACCGCCGAUCCAUUCUCCUACUACGACCAACCUGCAGGGUCCAUGGAUGGCGACCACAUGUCCUCUCUAAAAGAGCUCACCGAUGGCUUCUCCGAUGAGCGCACCCUCGGCACCGGUGCCUACGGCAAAGUCUACAUGGGUGUACAUGAAUAUGGGAAGAAGAUUGCUGUCAAGAUGUUCCACGACGACACGCCCACACAUGCUGAUGGUGGUCAUGAGCAGUUCCAGAAGGUGUUCAGCAACCUUAAGAGGCUCCGACACCAGAACAUCGUGAAGAUGCUUGGGUACUGCUAUGAAACUCAGCAAAAACACAUGGAGUAUGACGGGAGAAAGAUUUUCAGUGAAAAGACACAGAGAGCGCUCAGUUCCGAGUAUAUGCACAACGGAGACCUUGACAAGUAUCUUCUUUCUGAUAAAUACAAAGGAGAUACUUGGCAGACAUGCUAUGGAAUGAUUAAGGGGAUUUGCAAGGGUUUGAAAUACCUUCACGAGGACUUGGAAUCUCCUAUUUAUCAUUUGGAUCUAAAGCCACCCAAUGUGUUGCUGGAUGAGAAACUUGUGCCGAAGCUUGCGGAUUACGGCUUGUCAAGGCUAUCUGGAGAUGAGCAGACACAAAUCAUGAAAUGUUUCAUGGGAACAAUUCGGUACGUGCCACCAGAAUACAUAUUCAGCUUGGGGGCUAUCAUCAUAAAGAUACUUGCAGGACCGAUGAGUUACUCAAAACGUGCCGAGAUUUCCACCCAGCAAUUCGUUGAGCUUGUACAUGGAAAUUGGAGGGAUAAGCUCCAUGCUACAUCAACAUAUGCAUUGGAGGUAUAUUCUGAGCAAGUAAGGAGCUGCAUAGAAAUAGCUUUAAGUUGUGUAGAGGCUGACCAAUGCAAAAGGCCGAGCAUUGGAGAAAUCGUUGAUAAGUUAAUUCAGACGGAGACUGCGAUUCACAAAAUGACCCAAUCACCAGGAACAUCAAUGGAUCAGGUGUGGUCCUUUAUGACACAACUUUUUACUAUGCAUUUCAUCUAUUUCAUUUUCCCCGUCAAAUAAAAUUAAAAGCAUAAUUUAAACAUAUAGCUGGUGCAUCAUGUUGGGAUAUAUUAUGUAGAUGGGCUCCUGCUUGCUGGAUGCAUCUGAAAAGAGAGGAAGAGAGUUGUUAGGUGUCCAUCCCCUCCAGCUCCGAUUCCCCUUUGAACCGAAUAAGUUGAUCCCCUGCCAACUUAAUCUAACGAACAACUCAGAUGAGUAUGUCGACUUUAGGUGUGUCCCAAAAAACCCCAAGAGUUUCUUGAAUGGACUGUCGCGGCUCCAUGGAAGCAUGCUGCCAAACACCAGUUGCAUAUACGUUGUAACGAUGGAAAAGCACCAGCAACCACCUGCAAACAUGGUCACUCUUGAUGUUAUCCUAGAGAGCUGGGUAGGAUAUAGAUACACGUGUGG
This is a messenger RNA of Triticum aestivum (bread wheat), 1464 nucleotides long. RefSeq names its product putative cysteine-rich receptor-like protein kinase 12. The record is from RefSeq and is a predicted model, not a curated record. The transcript has 5 exons. Gene Ontology annotation, molecular function: ATP binding; protein kinase activity. Lineage: Eukaryota; Viridiplantae; Streptophyta; Magnoliopsida; Poales; Poaceae. Gene Ontology annotation, biological process: protein phosphorylation. The coding region runs from base 1 to 1074 and encodes 357 amino acids.